UGCGUUUGCGGUCCUCUCCUGUGCAAGGUUUGGAAACAGUGCUGAAACGACACUGCCGACACGCGAGUUAAGAUUUUCUAAAAGAAAUAAACAUUUAGACGAUCUAGACCACCGGAUUCUUUGUUUCGAAAACAGAGCGUUCAGGCCUUCUCACCAUGGAGACGGAUUUGUACGAUGAGUUUGGGAACUACAUCGGCCCAGAGUUGGACUCAGACGAUGAUGACGAUCUGGGGCCGGAUGACCAUGAUGCAGAUGAGGCCGAUGAAGACGAAGACGAAGAGCCGGCAGACGCAGACGACGACGCCCCGGGGAUGGAGGUGGUGCUGCACGAGGACAAGAAGUACUACCCGACGGCGGAGGAAGUGUACGGGCCGGAGGUGGAGACCAUCGUCCAGGAAGAGGACACGCAGCCGCUCACAGAGCCCAUCAUUAAGCCCGUGAAGACCAAGCAGUUCACCCUGAUGGAGCAGGAGCUGCCUGCCACGGUCUACGACAUGGAGUUCUUGGCAGACCUGAUGGACAGUCCCGAACUGAUCAGGAACAUCACCCUGUGUGGGCACCUGCACCAUGGCAAGACCUGCUUUGUGGACUGCCUGAUCGAACAGACGCACCCGGAGAUCCGCAAGCGCGACGACAGUGAUCUCCGGUACACAGAUAUCCUCUUCACAGAGCAGGAGAGAGGAGUCGGCAUCAAGAGCACCCCCGUCACAAUGGUACUGCCCGACUCCCGGGGCAAGUCUUACCUCUUCAACAUCAUGGACACACCAGGCCAUGUGAACUUCUCAGAUGAGGUGACGUCAGGGAUCCGGAUUUCAGAUGGCAUUGUCCUCUUCAUCGACGCAGCGGAAGGGGUGAUGCUGAACACGGAGCGGCUGAUCAAACACGCGGUGCAGGAGCGGCUGGCCAUCACCAUCUGCAUCAACAAGGUGGACCGGCUCAUUGUGGAGCUCAAACUCCCGCCCACCGACGCCUACUACAAACUGCGGCACAUCGUGGACGAGGUCAACGGCAUGCUCAGCACCUACUCCACAGAUGAGAACAUGGUGGUCUCCCCGCUGCUGGGGAACGUCUGCUUCGCCAGCUCCCAGUACAGCAUCUGCUUCACCCUGGGCUCCUUCGCCAAAAUCUACUCCGACACCUACGGGGACAUAAACUACAACGAGUUUGCCAAGAGACUGUGGGGAGACAUUUACUUCAAUCCCAAAACGCGCAAGUUCACUAAGAAGGCCCCCAACAGCAGUGCCCAGCGCAGCUUUGUGGAGUUUGUGCUGGAGCCCCUCUAUAAGAUCCUGUCCCAGGUGGUGGGGGAUGUGGACACCUCUCUCCCGCGGGUGCUGGAUGAGCUGGGGAUCCACCUGACCAAGGAGGAGCUGAAGCUCAACAUCCGGCCCCUGCUGAGGCUGGUCUGCAACCGCUUCUUCGGAGAGUUCACAGGGUUUGUGGACAUGUGUGUGCAGCACAUCCCCUCUCCACACGGGGGCGCCAGGAACAAGAUUGAGCACAGCUACACCGGGGGCCUGGACUCUGACUUGGGGGAGGCCAUGGCUGAGUGCGACCCGGACGGCCCUCUGAUGUGUCACACCACAAAGAUGUACAGCACGGAGGACGGGGUGCAGUUCCACGCGUUCGGGCGGGUCCUCAGCGGCACCAUCCAGGCGGGGCAGCCCGUCAAGGUCCUGGGCGAGAACUACACCCUGGAGGACGAGGAGGACUCCCAGGUCUGCACCGUGGGGCGGCUCUGGAUCUCUGUCGCUAGGUACCAGGUCGAGGUGAACCGGGUCCCGGCCGGAAACUGGGUCCUCAUCGAGGGAUGCGACCAGCCCAUCGUGAAGACGGCCACCAUCACGGAGCCUCGGGGCAACGAGGAGGCCCAGAUCUUCAGGCCUCUGAAGUUCAACACCGCAUCGGUCAUUAAGAUCGCAGUGGAGCCGGUCAAUCCCUCGGAGCUGCCCAAAAUGCUGGACGGCCUCAGGAAAGUCAACAAGAGCUACCCCUCCCUCACAACCAAGGUGGAGGAGUCCGGAGAGCACGUCAUCCUGGGCACCGGCGAGCUCUACCUGGACUGCGUCAUGCACGACCUGCGCAAGAUGUACUCCGAGAUCGACAUCAAGGUGGCUGACCCCGUGGUGACCUUCUGCGAGACCGUGGUGGAAACCUCCUCCCUUAAGUGCUUCGCUGAGACGCCCAAUAAAAAGAACAAGAUCACCAUGAUCGCUGAGCCGCUGGAGAAGGGGCUGGCAGAGGACAUCGAGAACGAGGUGGUGCAGAUCACCUGGAACAGGAAGAAGCUGGGAGAGUUCUUCCAGACCAAGUAUGACUGGGAUCUGCUGGCUGCUCGCUCCAUCUGGGCCUUCGGACCUGACACCACGGGGCCCAACAUCCUGGUGGACGACACGCUGCCCUCUGAGGUGGAUAAAGCCCUGUUGGGCUCAGUGAAGGACAGUAUUGUGCAGGGCUUCCAGUGGGGGACCAGGGAGGGGCCUCUGUGCGAUGAACCCAUCCGCAACGUCAAGUUUAAAAUCCUGGACGCGGUGAUUGCCCAGGAGCCCCUCCACCGCGGGGGGGGCCAGGUCAUCCCCACGGCCCGCAGGGUGGUCUACUCCGCCUUCCUCAUGGCCACACCCCGCUUGAUGGAGCCCUAUUACUUCGUAGAGGUGCAGGCCCCGGCCGACUGCGUGUCCGCGGUCUACACUGUGCUGGCGCGUCGGAGAGGUCACGUGACCCAGGACGCUCCGAUCCCAGGCUCCCCGCUCUACACCAUCAAGGCCUUCAUCCCGGCCAUCGACUCGUUCGGGUUCGAGACGGACCUGCGCACCCACACCCAGGGGCAGGCCUUCUCCCUGUCCGUCUUCCACCACUGGCAGAUCGUACCUGGUGACCCCCUGGAUAAGAGCAUCGUGAUCCGGCCCCUGGAGCCACAGCCCGCCCCUCACCUGGCCCGAGAGUUUAUGAUCAAGACCAGACGGCGCAAGGGUCUGAGUGAGGACGUCAGCAUCAGCAAGUUCUUCGACGACCCUAUGUUGCUGGAGCUGGCCAAACAGGACGUGGUGCUCAAUUACCCCAUGUGAUCACGGAGACCACACCCCCAGCCUCGUUCCCCACCCACUUCUUCCAACCCCCCAGCCCUUUACUCCGGAAUUUCUGUUUCUGUAGGUCUGGUGGUCAAAUGGGGUUAUUGAAAACCUAUUUGGGAAAACCCAAAGUCCGUGGAGGUAGAAGAUGUUUCUAGAGCCAUGUUUGAUAUGGACAACCUCCCUCACGCAAGAUGGAUAACCCUUCUUCUAAUGGAUCGUGAAUUCAAUACUGCAGGACAAAUGGAAGUCUAGCUCAGUUUUUUACGUGUAUAAAUAGUGAAAUGCUUUGGUAAGAUGUCUGUUUUUUUAUAUAUAUUUGUCAUCAUUAACUUGAAGCUGAACAUGUAACAUGUUAAUAAAAACAGACCUGUUCUCUCUCUA
Messenger RNA from Conger conger (European conger), 3455 nucleotides. RefSeq names its product elongation factor Tu GTP binding domain containing 2 (gene eftud2). Gene Ontology annotation, cellular component: cytosol; U2-type catalytic step 2 spliceosome; U4/U6 x U5 tri-snRNP complex. NCBI's taxonomy places the organism in Eukaryota, Metazoa, Chordata, Actinopteri, Anguilliformes, Congridae. The record is from RefSeq and is a predicted model, not a curated record. Gene Ontology annotation, molecular function: GTPase activity; GTP binding; U5 snRNA binding. The transcript has 28 exons. Gene Ontology annotation, biological process: mRNA splicing, via spliceosome. Bases 156 to 3068 code for a protein of 970 amino acids.